AUGAAAACUUUAAUUGCAGUUUUUGGAUUUUUGGCCAUAUUGGUGGCUCUCGCAAGUGCAUCGAAAGUACGCUAUGACAAUUUUAAAGUAUUCAAAAUUAAAACCCAAAAUUUAGAACAGCGACAAAUGAUCGAAAACUUGGCCGAAAAUACAGAAAGUUUUAAUUUAUGGCACAGCGAUGAUAAGGAAGUUCAUAUUAUGGUAAAUCCACAAAAGCUCAUACAUCUACAAAACUUGACGCGUUCCUAUCAACUACCAUUCGAAGUUAUGGUCUCCAAUGUGCAAAGCCUAAUUGAUGCUGAGCAAUCUUCAAAAACUACAGACGAUCUAUCCUUUGGCUGGACACGCUAUUAUCCCUUAUCAGCUAUCGAAGAGUUUUUAGAUGAAAUACUAGCAGAACACCCGGAAGUUACAAGUGGCAUUGAUAUCGGUACUUCAUAUGAAGGACGUAAAAUACGAGGCAUUAAGAUCUCAUACAAAGAGGAGAAUCCUGGUCUCUUCAUCGAAUCCAAUAUACACGCACGCGAAUGGAUCACCUCAGCGACGGCUACUUGGUUCAUUAAUCAGCUUCUAACAUCGACAGAUGCCGAUGUGCGCUAUUUGGCCGAAAACUAUGAUUGGUAUAUUGUGCCAGUUUUGAAUGUGGAUGGUUUCGUUUACACGCACGAAACGAAUCGCAUGUGGCGUAAGACUCGCCAACCAGUUGAGGGAUCUGCAUGCAUAGGUGCCGAUCCGAAUCGUAACAGUGAUUCGCAUUGGAUGGAGAAUGGCGGUGCUUCGGCAGAUCCUUGCUCUGAAACUUUUGCCGGUUCACAUCCUUUUUCUGAACCGGAAGUGAAGGCCAUUACCGAUUAUAUAGCUAGCAUUAAGGAUCGCAUCAAUAUUAUGCUCGCCUUUCAUUCGUAUAGUCAAGUACUGCUGUCACCAUAUGGUCACACUUCGGAGCCUGCCGAUAAUCACGACGAUUUGAUGGCUGUGGCAAAAGCAUAUUCGGAUGCGGUCAAACAAUUGCCCUACGGCACGGUUUACACUUAUGGUACAUCGGCAACAGCUAUGUACGCAACUUCGGGUUCGACUAGAGAUUAUGUCUACAAUGAACUAGGAAUUCGUAUUUCAUACACCAUUGAGAUGCGUGAUACUGGACGCUUUGGUUUUAUUUUGCCGCCAGUACAAAUAUUACCACAUUGCGAAGAUACGCUCGCUGGAAUUUUAGCGCUGGUUGACAAGGCCAAGGAAUUGGGUUAUCUAGAACUAAAAUAUUCAGUUUAAAGUUUGUAUUUAAGUACAACAUAAAUAAAUAUCGCUUUGCAAGUAGGUAUUUUGAAAAGAGUAUUACAUGCUACAGCUGCAAAUAUAUCGAUGUCAGUAUCGAUAUAUCGAGUAAUUGUUUUUUUUU
Molecule: messenger RNA, 1396 nt
Organism: Rhagoletis pomonella (apple maggot)
Lineage: Eukaryota; Metazoa; Arthropoda; Insecta; Diptera; Tephritidae
Product: zinc carboxypeptidase-like
Exons: 5
Coding region: 1-1269 (422 amino acids)
Biological process (GO): proteolysis
Molecular function (GO): metallocarboxypeptidase activity; zinc ion binding
Source: RefSeq, a predicted model, not a curated record